Messenger RNA from Homalodisca vitripennis (glassy-winged sharpshooter), 1874 nucleotides. Its product is annotated as pro-resilin-like. The transcript is spliced from 3 exons. Gene Ontology annotation, cellular component: extracellular matrix. Bases 45 to 593 code for a protein of 182 amino acids. The record is from RefSeq and is a predicted model, not a curated record. Lineage: Eukaryota; Metazoa; Arthropoda; Insecta; Hemiptera; Cicadellidae.
CAGAGCGACCGUCGGUGGACAUACACUAGACACAGAGCAACAGGAUGGGCAAGGUACAGUACUUGACGUUAUUGGUCUGCUUGACGACUGGAACUGCUACAGCACAGUAUCGAUAUGACCGACCCUCUAAGCCGUUUAGGCCUUCGGUCAGCGUAAUUUCUCCGCCCUCUACAGACUUCGGGAUUCCUUCAAGACCUUCCACAGUCUACGGAGUUCCUUCCAGACCCUCCACAGACUACGGGGUUCCCUCAAGACCCUCCACAGACUACGGGGUUCCUUCUAGACCCUCCACAGACUACGGGGUUCCUUCAAGACCUUCCAGACCUACAUCAUCACACUCGUUUCAAGGAGGAAAUGACUAUUACUAUGAUGAGCCCGCGAAUUACCAGUUCAAGUACGACGUGGACGCGCCCGACUACGGGACGUUCUUCGGCCACCAGGAGUCACGUCAGGGGGACGUGGCCCGCGGGGAGUACUACGCGCUGCUGCCUGACGGACGCACACAGCACGUCACUUACGUGGCCGAUAGGGACGGCUAUAGACCCACCAUCACCUACGAGGGGGGCGGGGGAGGAAACUUUGGACGAUACUGAUAAGGACAGAUAGGUGGAUGUGUCACUCAGACUGUUGUACAUAGCUUUAUAAUAGUAAUGGGUAAUAUUACGUAUAUUUCAUAUUGAAUGUAAAACCUUAUUAUGGACUCUUUAGGAACAAAUUUUUAUCACUUUCAUCAUUACUAUUUUGUAAAGGAGUGGCUGAUCUCCGUCUUAACCUUUAUGUAAGUAUCUGUUCGAUUACAGGUACUCAUAAAUACCGUCCAUUAUUCCAAUACCAUGUAAGUUGAUUUCUUUAUAAUAUAAUAUUUAAAAAAGGUUUAAUUUCAGUACUACAGUACUGUACUAUUUGACAAAACGUUUUAAUUCUUUAAACUAGAACCCCCUUUAAAGAUAGUUUAGCAUAAAUAACAAUGGUUAAUAAAACAAUUUCAUUCUACUAAUAAAAUAAUCAAAUGUAAUUUUAUUAACAGACUUCUAAUCACUAGAUGAUUUACUUAUAGCUUGCUAAGGACGAACCUACAUGGGAUACAGUAAAAUCGAUGUGUCACUUCUAUCUUGGCAACCCCUUGGAUGUCCAUAACGUAUUAACAAAUUUCGAUACCUUAGGGUAAAAGGGUCAAUCAAUAGAUACAGCCUACUGCGGAGGUUGACUGAGAAAAGCCCAAAGCAGCUUUAAAGGCUGUCGCUAACGUGUCCUUUACCCCUGUUACUGAAGGAGGCUCGAAUGACUCCUGUUCUGCCAAGGUGACAUGCCUGAGAUUUAGAGCCCUCUAUCCUUCCUCAAGGGAUCUCUACAGGAGGCGGCCCUAACAUUAACUAUACCCAUCCUGAAAAUCCUAUCACUCCGGAAGUAAGUGCAACGUGGUAUACAUUAAUAUUUAUUUUCAUUAAUGUAAUCCUGCUUUCACAUAAGUAUUACUCGUGAUAAAAAUAAGGUUUCACUGAUUAAUAAAAGCUACUUUAGAACAGUUAGUAAUAAUUAUUUAAUUUUAAUUUUUACUUUUGAUAUGAACUUAAAGCUUCACCUACCGAGUAAUAAAUGUACUCAUUUUAUUUUUUAGACUUAUAAUUAUUAAAAUUACAUUACUUAGUUAAGAUGUUAGAGAACAUAUAUCUUAGUGUAUAGAGUAGGUAUAAGUCCUUGCCAAACUAUCUUAUUUUUAUCAAUAAUGCAAAUGAGGGACAUUUUGUCAGUAGGAAUCUAAUGUAAGUUUAUAGGUUUGUAGAUCAAAAAUAAGAUUUAUUUUAUUAUUGCAAAGCAUAAUGUUGUAUAUGAUACAAUGUUUGAUUUAUAUAAAAUACAGUAAAAUAAUAUAU